Ricinus communis (castor bean) is the source of this 445-nucleotide messenger RNA. RefSeq lists its product as uncharacterized. Bases 98 to 445 code for a protein of 115 amino acids. The record is from RefSeq and is a predicted model, not a curated record. The transcript has a single exon. Lineage: Eukaryota; Viridiplantae; Streptophyta; Magnoliopsida; Malpighiales; Euphorbiaceae. Gene Ontology annotation, cellular component: photosystem II; membrane. Gene Ontology annotation, biological process: photosynthesis.
CUUUAUUUUUCUUUUUCUCUUUUCAUCUCAUUUCUUCCAUUUUGCUUCUCCUCUAUCCACCAAUUUGUCCCUAGGCAGGAAAACAGAUACUAACCAAAUGGCAAUGCCUCUAAAUUCAGCAACUCAGAUGAGCUCAAAACAAAUAUUGAACUCUGAAUUCAUCCUUCACCCGUUACCUACUAGGCCAUCAAAGGCUGUUUUCUGUGCAAAAUCCAAGUCCAGACCUAGGCUUGAGGUGCAUGCUUCUCUAAAAGAGAAGGCAGUGGCAGGACUAACAAUAGCUGCAUUGACAGCUUCUAUGGUCAUGCCAGAUGUUGCAGAGGCAGCAGUAUUUCCAUCUCUCAAGAAUUUCUUGCUCAGCAUCGUAGCUGGGGGCGUUGUUCUUGGUGCCAUUGUUGGAGCUAUUGUAGCUGUUGCAAACUUUGACCCUGUUAAGAGAAGCUGA